Lingula anatina is the source of this 1734-nucleotide messenger RNA. RefSeq lists its product as uncharacterized. Lineage: Eukaryota; Metazoa; Brachiopoda; Lingulata; Lingulida; Lingulidae. The record is from RefSeq and is a predicted model, not a curated record. Gene Ontology annotation, molecular function: CoA-ligase activity.
AUGAAGAUCUACUAUAAAGAUGUUGACGCCAAGAAUGAAACGAGAUUUACGUUUGCUGACUUCAAGGACAAAGUGGGCAGAAUCGGCAGCGCGUUCACGCGGUUGGGGUUCAAGAAGGGGGACAUCGUGUGCAUGUACAGUUCGAACUCCCCCGAGUAUGCUUUAAUCGUGUUGGGGGUUCUCUCGGUAGGAGGAAUCAUCACCACUAGCAACCCUACAUACAGUGAGGUUGACGCCAAGACCGAUACGAGGUUUACGUUUGCUGACGUCAAGGACAAAGUGCGCAGAAUCGGCAGCGCGCUCACUCGGUUGGGUUUCAAGAAGGGGGAAGUAGUGUGCAUGUACAGUUCGAACUCCCCCGAGUAUGGUUUUAUCGUGUUGGGGGUUCUCUCGGUCGGAGGGGUCAUCACCACUAGCAACCCUACAUACACAACGGAUGAACUAAGUAAGCAACUCCAGAUUGUCAGACCACAGUAUUUAAUGGCUGCAUCAGAAACCGCAGAGAAAGCACUGCAAGCUGCUUCAGAAAAUGGAAUUAAGAAUGUUUACGUAUUCGGAAACGCCCCCGGAUGUAAGACAGUCGACGACUUGCUUCGAGACGACGGCUAUGCCUUUCCCAAUGGCGUAAAUAUCUCAACGCAAGAGGUCGCUAUCAUCCUCUUUUCCAGUGGCACGACAGGCCUACCUAAAGGCGUCAUGCUCACCCAUCGUAACAUAGUGGGGAAUCUUGUACAAAUGAAAGAUUUCUUGUCCUAUGGACGCCCGGGAGUCGACGGUUUUCUAGGAUUCGUGCCUUUCUUUCACGUCUUUGGACUGAUACUUAUUCUCUUUGGUGGUUUGAAAACCCGACAAAAAGUUGUUUGCAUGCAGAAAUUCGAUUUUGAAACAUUUCUUGCUUGCAUCGAAAAAUAUAAGAUCCGCUACCUACUAGUGGUUCCUCCCAUAGCCGUGAUGCUAACUAAACACCCACUGGUUGACAAAUACGACCUCUCCUGUGUCGAAGUAAUUAUGUCAGGGGCUGCACCAUUGGGCAAAGAUAUUGAACAGAAACUGGAAUCGCGUCUGAGGACAUGCAAAGUUGUACAAGGGUAUGGUGCGACAGAAGCCAGCCCGGCAUGUUCCUUGCCUCAAUCAGACGUGCGAACGUUUCGGUCCGGUUCUGUUGGUCUUUUGGUUGCAAGCACAGAGUGUAAGGUUUUAGACCCGCAGUCCGGAGAGGAACUCGGUCCAAACCAAGAUGGCGAACUUUGCUUCCGCGGAUGUCAAAUCUUCAAAGGCUACCUGAACAAUCCCGAAGCCACGGAUGCCGCCAUUGAUGAGGAGGGGUGGUUUCACAGCGGUGACAUCGGCCACUAUGACGAAGACCAAAACAUUUACGUCAUCGACAGAAUCAAAGAAUUUAUCAAAUACAAAGGGUUCCAGUUGGCACCAGCAGAGCUAGAGGGCUUGUUGUUAUCGCACCCUGCCGUAGCGGACGCUGCGGUAGUUGGACGUCCUGACGAAGACGCCGGAGAGCUGCCCAUGGCGUUCAUUGUCCUCAAACCGGGACAAAGAGCCACUGAAACGGAGAUUGCUAAUUUUUUAGCAGCUAAAGCUGCCCCCAUUAAGCGCCUUCGAGGCGGAGUUGAGAUUGUUGAGGAAAUUCCAAAGACUGCAAGUGGGAAAAUCCUGCGUAGAGUUCUACGCGAGGAAUUGCGAAAGAGGGCUCUGCGGGUGAAAAAAGCCAAGCUGUGA